UUUCCCAUUUCAAAUCUGCCCAAAAUUUCGACUUCUCUCAAACCAGCUUCACCUUCUUCCCUCUCAUUUUUCAUCUCCGCUCCUCACAGAUCGCCGCUCCCCACCAAUCCACCGCCAUUUUUUUGGAAUACUCCAUUCAAGCCCACUGGAAUCUCGCGUUCCAUAAUGUCGGAAGCAAGGGAUAGAUUGGAGAGACAAGUGGAUUAUGCCGAGGUAUUUGCUCGUCGGAGGUCGGAAGGUAUAUUGGACGAGCAAGAAAUGGGUUCUAAUUUGAUAGGUACUCCGAUUGCACGCGCCACUACGACGACUGCUGCUCAACAAAGGCCUACGAAUCCCGGCCCUGGUGGAGGUGGUGCGAAUCUGAGACGUACUUUUGGUUCUCCCAUUUCUGGCGGAAUUGGGCGUAAUAGAUUUCUUUAUAGAACUCCAGUGUUGAGCCGUGAGAAUCCGUCGGCUGGGAGUUCCAGGCGGAGUAGAUCUCGGGGUAGGAACAGUGUGUUACCGAUUUGGUACCCAAGAACCCCUCUUCGUGACAUAACUGCAGUUGUGAGGGCAAUCGAAAGGACAAGAGCUCGCUUGAGAGAAAACGAAGGCCAAGGAAGUGACAGUAGUCCAGCUCCCUCGGACGAAAGAGCAUUAGAGUAUAGCGUCUCCGUGGCAAGUGAUCAUCAAGAGCCGAUCAUUUCUCUGCUUACCCCAAAACCAACCGUAGGAAAAGUUCCAAAGAUUCUUCGUGGAAUCGCAAAUGAGAACACGGUAGGGGCCGAGACUCUGACUCCUCAGAAGAAGCUCUUGAACUCCAUAGACAAAGUGGAGAAAGUAGUAAUGGAGGAGUUACAGAAAUUGAAAAGAACACCAAGUGCCAAGAAAGCAGAGAGGGAGAAAAGGGUUCGCACUUUAAUGUCGUUUCGUUGAUUCAUUUCAACACUGACCAGGAUUCUUUUGGCAAAUCAUCAGAGACUUAACUCAAGAAUUUUUAGGAUCAAUCAUCUGCUGAUGAUUACUUUAGUGGUCAAGAACAGCCGUUGAUUAGAGAGGGAGAAAGAGAAUGCUCAUCUUCUGAUGAAAUCUCAUCUCUUGGAGGACUAUUAUGUUAGUUUCCUGUUAAAAAAAUGAAUCCUUUUCAUGCUUUUAGAUGAUUAGUAAGGCAUUUUUACAAAUAUAUAGGCUAUUCUUGUUGAUGUAGGGUCUGCCCAUUGUUUGUUUACUACAGAUAUAGGAUAGUUAUAAAGCAGGCCUUUUUUGGGCAGUGCAAAUGAUGUAAAUAGAAGUUUUAUUCUCUCUAGACCUUGAAAUUUUUGCCAAUCGAAAUCUUAUUAGAUGCA
Molecule: messenger RNA, 1325 nt
Organism: Cucumis melo (muskmelon)
Lineage: Eukaryota; Viridiplantae; Streptophyta; Magnoliopsida; Cucurbitales; Cucurbitaceae
Product: protein POLYCHOME
Exons: 3
Coding region: 166-915 (249 amino acids)
Biological process (GO): negative regulation of ubiquitin protein ligase activity; regulation of nuclear division
Cellular component (GO): nucleus
Source: RefSeq, a predicted model, not a curated record